Molecule: messenger RNA, 159 nt
Organism: Staurois parvus
Lineage: Eukaryota; Metazoa; Chordata; Amphibia; Anura; Ranidae
Source: the annotation of a GenBank genome assembly
AUGUUUUUCACAGAAGUCCGAUCUUUACAGACAUCAGAGAUCUCACACAAGGGAGAAGCUACUUCCUGUCCUGAGUGCGGAAGUCCUCUGAAGUCUGAAGUCCUGUCUUCCUGUACAUCAGGGGUCCCACACAACCCUGGAGGUGUAUUAGUGCCUUGA